AUGGAUCUAGCAGAGAAGUCCCAGAAAGCAAACUUCUUGUUCAUCGAGGAGGAGGAGGACGAGGAAGAGCAGCAGCAGCAGCAACAACGACAACAGCAACAGCAGCGCGAGGAGGGAGAGCAGCUACCCAAAGGCAAGGACAACCCAAAGGCCCAAACGACGCAUCCGAAACGUCCAGCCACUCGUUCCAUUUCCGGCAGCAGCAGUGGGGAAGAAAGGACCAGGUGGUGUACCGUAUUGUAG
This is a messenger RNA of Miscanthus lutarioriparius, 243 nucleotides long. The record is from the annotation of a GenBank genome assembly. NCBI's taxonomy places the organism in Eukaryota, Viridiplantae, Streptophyta, Magnoliopsida, Poales, Poaceae.